Messenger RNA from Cladocopium goreaui, 5733 nucleotides. Lineage: Eukaryota; Dinophyceae; Suessiales; Symbiodiniaceae. The record is from the annotation of a GenBank genome assembly.
AUGAUGCCUCGGCUGGAGUUGCCUGUGGCCAUUAGCAGCUGGGUUUCUCCCACCGUACAGAAGUGGGUCUUCCACCACCAGAGCUCCGAGAAAAGUGCAAGGAACCUUACGUGGGCGGAAGCCAUUGACCUCAUGGAAAACGCACCAGGGUUUCGCGAGAUGUUGACGUCCAAACUGCAGGAGAGCCCCUUCAGCGCUUUCAUGUGGGAAUGUGCGCCUCUGACCGCUCAGACAGCUGAGCGAAGGCCUUUUGAGUUUAUCAUCAUGGAGGCGUCCCAUUUAGAGCAUCCUCCUCCGGACACGGAGUCCUUCUCCCAGUAUCUGUCGGAUGUUGAGGGGCAGCCGGUGGCCAAAGCCUUCACGAAUUUGGGCGGUGAUUCUACCUUGGUGUCACCAGCACAAGCGACCAUGAAUCCAGAGGACUACAAACACAUCGGCAACUUCUUCCGCCACGCACCCUCUGAGCAGCACCACGCGCUGUGGAAGACGCUGGUGGAGCAGCUGAAGCGACGCCUCUCACAGCAGCGACAGGCAUCCUAUUGGGUCAGUACUGAGGGCAGCGGUGUGGCAUGGCUCCAUUUGCGUGCCUGGGUAUCGACUCACGUCCCAAGUAUUACCAUCACCGGGAGUACCGCUCAGCACAGCUUUGUGAAGGAGAACAUCAACCUUGAACUCUCUGCCAUCUGGCCCUCUCGACGUCACAGAACUUGGUGGGUGCUGUAUGCUAUGUCUGGUCAGAAGAUUCGACAUGUUCACCCAUCUGAAGCCCUGGCAUUGAAUGGUAUGGAUUGCACUAUUGACUUCGGACUUAAUGUCCGCCUUACUUUGUCUGGUGUGGGACAGAUUGCUAGCCCACUUCAGGCUGCAUGGGUCUUCAGCAUUGUGCUGCAGAGGAUUGAGUACUUGAGCAAAGACAAGGCCGAGUACAGCCCGUUGGCCCAUUUGCUUGCGUUCAGGUCGUGGCUUGUCAUGAAAUGUCAGACAGCGUGGCCGUGCACUCAGCAGGUUAUUUCUGAUCGUUCUCUUGCAGAAAUGGUUGCCUUCUGGUACCCUGUGCGCACCCUGUCCCUUGAGCAGGUGGUGCAUCCGAACUGGCUUGAUGAUCCUCCAGUGUCUCACCUCUCUGUGGCUGCAGUGUUGGAUCAAUUGAUUCGCAAAGCUCAAGCUGAAGAACAUCAUGCACCGGCUGUGGAUUUGACCGAUACACCGUGGUUCGAUUAUCCUGUGUGUGAUCCCAAAUGUGAUACCUCUUUCUCAGUUGGUGUGUCUGAGGUUUCUCUUAUUGACUCUCAGGGUAGUGGUGUCAGUUUCCGCUUCCAGGCAGGUUCCACUGUUGCAGAUCUGUUGUGCGCCCAUGCCAAGCUGACGGGAACCAUGAGGGUUGCGUCCGUAUGUGACCAGUUUGGGAAUGAAGUUCAUUUGACUCAGCCAAUUCAAGUUGGUCAAAAUGUGCAGAUUUUCUUUUCGUCCAGUGAUGAGGGUGUCACCUUUUCUGCUGAUGACUCAUGUAUGCCAUCGCAUGUUAUGGGUCCUGUUCCUGAGCAGGUUGGUGAUUCUUGUAGUGAUGUUCCCAUGCGAGUUGUUUCUGGCCAGUUUCCGGUAUCUGAGUCUCACCAAACCAGUGCCUCUGGUGCAGUUGUGCAUGAGGGUGUUGAUGAUCCGCCAGUCGUGUCUCCCACCUUGAGCUGGCAACCUGAUGUCAGUGUGGAUGCAUACCCGCUUACUGGGGGUGCCACUCUGCAGUACCCGUCUAGCACAGGUCAAAUUCAUGCACUCCUUCCAUUGACUGCCAAGCAGUUUGUGAGACUUGCCGUGCCUCGCAUUGAUGAUGCUCAGAAGUUUAAGGCUUUGAGACAGCAGUUCGUCUCCUCGUCGGAUCGCUGUGCUUUGCUGCAGGCGCAAGGAAAUGUUUGGUCUGAUGAUGAAAUGGCAUACCACUUGAGUGUGCUUGCUGCUCCAAAACCAAACCUUCAGUUUCCUGUGCUCGUGCUUGAUCCCCUUCUGUGUACUGCCUGGUUGGAGGAAUGUGCCUUUCCAUGUGCAAUUUGGGCAAAUGAUCACCCUGAAGUUUUGCGUGAUGGAGUUCAGAUCAUUGGCGCUUGUAGAUUUGACACACAUUGGGUCCCGUUUCAUGUUGUUCCGUGCAAGUCUCAUGCUACUGUGUACACUUGGGAUUCCCCAGUCAAUGACCAUCCACCAUGCUUGGAGAAGAUUGCUCGUGGGCUGGGAUUUCAAUCUGUUCUUGUUUCAAGGCAGCAAAGGCUGGUUCCAGUGUCAGACAAAUGCGGUGCUAUGGCUGUGCAUUUCCUUCAAUCAGCGUUGAGUGAUGUCCAGCUCCCGACAGUGAGUUCGGAAGUGCAGAUCGUUCAUGAUAUGCUUAGGUUCAGGUUUGCCGAGAUUGUUCAGAAGUCUGAAUUUGUCAUCCGUCCCUGGGUCUGGGGUGCCGGAGAUGCCACAGAUGGUAGCUCAGAUGAACCGAAUGUUCCAGGUGAUACUGGUGCGUCUAUCCUCCUGUGGUCAAUCGAGUCUUCCCGGUCGAGUCCCCUGAGUGGCAGUCGUGCAGAUGACAGGUCAAGAUCUCCUUUGCGUCUUCGACCGUCUUCUUGUCCGUCUGCUGGGUCUGCUGGUCCUGAUGCUGUGCCUGCUCCCGAUGCAGACAGCUUGCAAGCCAGGGAAUCCGGGCCACUCCCUAUAAUGCCCGAUGAGCCUGAACGGCUGCCUCGAUACAUUGAGCACACUGUUCUUGUGGGUGGGAUGCCUGUCACUGCAUUGUAUUCCCUAAAUAUGUCCUCUGGCCCUUAUCAGACACGCCUUCGCGGCUUGUACGAUGUUGGGGCUUACAGUCGUGAACUGUGGUCACGGAUUGAAUGGGAGGUUGCUGACUUGAUUGCCUUGAGUAAUGCCCGGAUGCUCCAAACCAGGCCACCCACCAUUGACUCGCCAACCAAGUUGUGGGCCGUUCGUGGCCAGGUUCUUCCUUCUCUGGAUAGGCUGGCAAUUCUGCGAAAUCAGAUGGGUGCCAUGGCUGAUGAUGAAAUGAGGUUCCAUAUGAACUCUCUUGCUGAAGAAUGUCUACGAGGUGGUGACUGCCUACCAAAGCAGGUUGUUGUCAUUGAUCCACUUGUCUCUGCAGCUUGGGUUGAUCCUGCGGCCUUUGACUGUGCUGAGUGGGCGGCCACCCAUCCUGAAAUCCUGGCUGAUGGACUUCAAGCCAUUGGGGUGUUCUGCAUUGAGGCACAUUGGAUUCCUUUCCUAAUUACACCUUGGGGCAAUACAGUCCGCAUUGCUUCUUUUGAUGCUGCUCAAGAGCUUCCUGCAAUGUUGUCCGCUUGUUUGAUGCGCAUGACCCAUGGCCUUGGGUUUACUGAGACUUUCUUUGAUCAUGUGGUCCGACCGUUCGCCAUCAAAUCAGCAUGUGGUGCCGUGGCCAUCAAUUUCCUCCGAGCUCAGCUUGUUGGAUUUCCUCGGUUGUGUUCCAAUGUCUCUGCAUGGGAGGAACAUCACUGUUUACGACGCCGAUUUAUGCAGCAUAUUGGAAAUUCCACUGAGGUACCUCGCCCGUGGUUCUGGGGUAAUGGACCCCCUUCUGGUGGGAAUUUGGGUUCUGAGUCCGGCUUGCCUGGCCCUGCCUCUAGCAGCCCUUCGUGUGCCACUGAUGUAGCUCUUGGCCCUGCAGUGAGUGUUGGUGCUCCGGGUAGCUCUGCUCAGGUUGCUCAGGAAGUUGUUGAUGCACUUGCGUGUGUUCCAUCUGAUGGAUUAGGUGCGUUGAAAGGUCCCACUUUCAUGACAUCGCAACAAUAUGCUGCAGUUCGUAGCCAAAUGCUUGCAUCCGAUGAUCGAAGGAACUUACUUGCAGGUCAGUACGGCAUCUGGGCAGAUGAUGAGAUCAGAUUCCAUCUUCAGGCUCUUGCCGAUCAGUGUAAUGUUGUCAGCAAUGAUCAGCUGGUCCGGCAUGCAGAGAUUCCUGCUCAGUGGAUCAAUUGUCUGAUUGAGUUUGCGUUUGCUCUGGGCUUCCAAUCCUUGCGUUUUGACCAUACCCGCCGUGACAUUCGAUGCCGUUCUGCAUGUGGUGCUGUUGCCAUCAACUUUGUUGGCUGUCAGCUUGGUCUCUCUACCGAAGUCACCAAGUAUGCAGCUGUCUGGGCUCUUCACACUGAAUUUCGCCGAGUUUUCACUGAUGCACUGCAUGAGUCUGAGUUUGUGAGCCGACCCUGGAUUUGGGCAUCAGGACAGGAGAGUGAUGAUGCUUCUGAAUGCUCCUGGCCAUCGGAGGAUCAGGUCCCAGUCAAUCUUCCGGUUGCCGAAUCUACACCGGUUGCCUCCCAGACUGAUGGUGGUGUGCCAUUUGCACACCAGUGUAUCUCCACUGAUGAGCGGAUUGAUUUAUUUGCGGUCCAUGGGCGCUCCAUGGGUGAUGAUGAAGUGCGCUUCCACCUUGCCACUCUGAUCCAGAAACGUGCUUCACGUAGUGGAGGCUCUGAUACACACCGCCCAGUCGUUGUCCCCUUUGAGUGCCUUAACUUCCUGAACUGGGAUGAUGUUGGGCAUAUCCUCACUGAGAAAUGGUGUGAAAGUGCAAAGCAGGUCAAGUCUCAUGGCCAUCAAAUUGCGGCAGUCGUGCUUGAAGGGUCCCAUUGGCUUCCUCUGUGGGCGGUCCCAGCUGGGAUGGUUCUUGUGGUUCAUACCUUUGAUGACAUUGUGGACUAUGACAUUUUUGAUGGCAAGCUUCGCUGGAUUGGACUUCACUUAGGUUUUGAGGAGGUUGUGAUUCAUCGUGUGCCUCACGGUCUUCCAUCCCAUAACUUUUGUGGGGCCCAUGCUCUUGCAUUCCUGGCACAUAUCUUGAUUGAUGCUGAACUGCCUGAUUCCGUUCGCACUUUGGACUUCAUGGCUACAAACAUGCGUUUAUUGCCCUGGUUUCCUCCAGCUGAAUCCAUUGCUGUGCCUAUUUUUGAGACUGUUGCUAUCCAUGUUCGGCUGUUGGAGAAACAAUUGAUGUCCACCUCGCGUCAGUAUGCACGGCUUCGUCGGGCACGUAACCCCAAUUUAAUCUUUCGUGACAUUAAGGGUCCGUCCAGUCAUGGGGUUGACUUCUUGAUCCGGCCUUUGCAGUCCAAUGUUACUGAAGUGCGUGCUGAUGACUGUUCUGUGCUUGUUGACCCUCCUCAACCGUGGGUCAGUGACCGUCCUGUGCUUGCUCAUGGGCUUCCGCUCAAUAUCAUUCAUGUGGAGGAUGACUGUCUCUGGCUCCAGUCCAUUGAAGGGGUUCAGGUUGGGCAGUGUGUUUCCCAGUUGCAGUGCACAGGGACAAAAGCUGAUCUUGAAAAGGCAUUUGCUGAAGCAUGGAAAGCACGUUGGGAUCGCCAUGCCCAUGUGCCGGAAGAUCGAUGGGUCACUAUUCUUUCUUUUGCCAGGGCCUUCCUGCCUCGACUUCGGUUAGAUUGGCCUCAGCUCACACCAGAUGUGUUGGGACAACUCAUUGCCUCUAAAAAGUCCUCCUCUGCUUGUGGGCUUGAUGGUGUCUCCAUCCAAGACCUAAAGAGCAUGCCACCUGCUGCCCUUUCAAAUUUUUGUGACAUGUACAGUACUGCUGAACAGACUGGUCAGUGGCCAUCCCAGCUCCUGAUGGGUAAGGUUGUAUGCCUGGCCAAAGUUGAUCAACCGAGUUCGGUCUUGGACUAUCGUCCCAUUACGAUACUGGGUACCAAGAAGGGCCCACCGUUGCCUAAUUAA